Phyllopteryx taeniolatus (common seadragon) is the source of this 2498-nucleotide messenger RNA. RefSeq names its product dystrotelin (gene dytn). The record is from RefSeq and is a predicted model, not a curated record. The coding region runs from base 465 to 2282 and encodes 605 amino acids. Lineage: Eukaryota; Metazoa; Chordata; Actinopteri; Syngnathiformes; Syngnathidae. The transcript is spliced from 16 exons. Gene Ontology annotation, molecular function: zinc ion binding. Gene Ontology annotation, cellular component: plasma membrane. Gene Ontology annotation, biological process: synaptic signaling.
CGGUUGCCAGUUGGAUCAUGUUCAUGUGUGUUUUUUCGGACACUGAUAAUAUGCCACUAGCUGCCAUGUCACUGAGUUAGAGAACACAAAGCCGGAGUCUGGAUCAGAGUGGCACCCCGUCACAAGCUCAUCGAUCUAAGGAGAAGAACAGUUUGCGUGUGUCAUGCUUCCACGGGACAAAGAAAGCACAGAAGAAGAGACAAACGGUCAGUGUGAGCCGUGACAACGGUCAGCAGCGCCAACACAAACAAAGAUGUUACAGAGUGACACAGAUUGUUCGCUUCAGCUACAAACCUGACUUUGAUACCCCCCCCACCCCCGUAUGACGUCAUCUGCCUUUCUGGCUGCCGAUUGGUCCGCAGCCAACAGGUGAGCAGCAGCUGUGAUGACAAAUGAUACCAGAAUGGCAUUAAAAUUUAACAGCUUCAGCUCAACGCUAGGAAGGCUGCAGACAGUAGCUCAUCAUGGAUGACAACAGUCUCAUUUCAGGGCUAGAGGACUUCAACAAAAUCCACCCGCCUGCCUACAGAGUUGCCAUGAAGCUUGAAAGUCUACAGAACAUCUAUCGCAUGGAUGCUGUGUUGGUUCGCCACAUUGAGGCAGCCCUUGACCUGGAUGGCAGAGCCAAACAGCAGUCGGAUUCUGUGCUUGGCAAGGACGAAGUAACCCAGCGCCUGAACAGGAUGUUCAGGAGUGUCUCACCAGAAUUUGCUGAUCAUUUCAGUGUAGAGCCGUCCAAGAAAUUAUGCGGUCUUAUAUUCAGGAUGUUCGAUAGGAAUCAGUUGGGUCAAAUACAGGCUAUUUCUCUCCACGUUGCGCUCAUCUGUUUAUCAGCAGAAACUCUGUUGCUGAAAUAUGGAGGCCUGGCUUGCGCAGCUGCAAGUGCUUCGGGAUCCAUCAGUAGGUCUUCUCUCACAUCUUUAUUAGAGGAUGUCAGCCAGGUUCCUGCAGUCAUCCAGGAGGAAGGGCUAUUUGGUGAUGUCGAAGACGCAGUGAAGUCGUGUUUUCACGGGGUGCUGACCUCGACCGUAAGCAGGGAACACGUGUCAUCAUGGCUCCAGAGCGAGCCUCGUCUGUUGCUAUGGCUACCAGUGCUGUAUCGUUUGUUCAUAAGUCAGAAGGUCGUUCACGCCGUCCACUGUCAUAUCUGCAAGAUAUUUCCCAUACGUGGACUCAGGUAUCGCUGUGUGAAGUGUCUGAAGGUCCACGUGUGUCAGAGUUGCUUCCUGUCGGAGCAACAGACACGCAAACACAAGAGUCACCACCCAGUGAUUGAGUUCUGUACACAGCCCACCUGGCGAGAGACUUUCUCCUCAUUCGUGCACAGUGCUCGUCACUGCCUGCUACCACAUCGACUGACUCAAAGAGGAGCUGAAAGGAGGAAGAGUCUAACGAGGGAGGGGGCAGAGGACAGCCACAAGAGCGCUCCACCUCUCCAUUCCGCUACUCCUGAAGAAGAUGGGAGCACCUCCUCCCAUGUAUGCGUUUCCCAUGAUUCCUCAGUGCAUCCUCACUCCUCUUCAUCUAAAUCCCUACAGACUGAUCAGACGCUGCAGGGACAGUUGGAGGUUUCCACUCUGCUCGCUGAAGUCAGGGACCUGCACAGAGACAGACGGCUACUGGAAGAGCAGCUGCAGGUGUGGCAUCUCGCUGUGCAAUCAGAACAUGGUAUGUUGAAGCAACGGUGUGCAGAGAUGGAAGUUACCAUGGAGACCGUCAGAGAACACAACCUCCGUCUGCAGGCGACACUCACUCAGACACUGAACAAACUGGAGCUACAACACGCCAAUGAUAGGCCGCCACAACACCAGAAUGAGAUGGAGAAUGCAGAAAACACGGAGAAAGGAAACCUGACACCAACUUCUGACAUAGAGACAUGCUUGGACGAAGAUGUAAACACUGAAGAAUUAAUGUUGAAGACAGACUAUGAGUGGAGCGAGAAUGAGGAAACUCCACCCCCCACGAUCAACCAGGGCUUUGCUUGGUCCCAUGACAUCCACUAUGAGGAGGUGGAUUGUGCAGAUAGCAGCCUUCUUUGUCAAUCGAUACAACAAGAGGAUUUCCUAAAGGAGGUGGACACGGGUAUGGCUAAUCAACAGGUCUGCGGAACUUGUAGUCCGGAAGAGAUGCUGCAACAGACUGUGGACCGACUGAUAAGUGUCUUAUGGACAGACAGGAGGAAGGAUAAACUAUCAGGUGAUAAGGGAUUGGCGCUGAUUGAGGCUGCAGACCAUGUUGGAGACUCAUUAUUCUACCUAGUGGACGCUGUGAGACAAGUCUAGAUGAAGAAUGAGUGUUUACUCCACAGUGGACAAUGUUGUGCCUUUAUGAUUUUAAUAUUUAACUGCAUACCAAUUCUUCUCCAUCAGUGGUGAGUCCCAGUCACUCUGUGUUUGAAGAGAGUGAGGCAGACUGACGUGAAAGCUGUCCGUCUCCUCCAGCGGACAAGAAUUCAAGCUGUCGCCAUGACAACAUGUUUGGAUUACCUGGAGCCCAAC